Messenger RNA from Eubalaena glacialis (North Atlantic right whale), 2368 nucleotides. RefSeq names its product ciliary microtubule associated protein 1B (gene CIMAP1B). Lineage: Eukaryota; Metazoa; Chordata; Mammalia; Artiodactyla; Balaenidae. Gene Ontology annotation, cellular component: cytoskeleton. The transcript is spliced from 7 exons. The record is from RefSeq and is a predicted model, not a curated record. The coding region runs from base 217 to 1002 and encodes 261 amino acids.
CAAUGGGGUCUGGGAGCUGGGCCGGGCAGGGGCAGGAAUCCAGACACCCCACCCUGCCUUCCCAGCCAGGAGACACAAGAGCAGGCGCGGGCCCCGCCCCGGAGUCCGGCCCGUCUGGAGGGGAUAGGGAGUGAGGUCCCGCGAGUCAGGGUGGAGGGGCCGGGGCCGCCACCUGUGUCCGCAGGUGUUGCCGGCAGCAAGAGCUCCCACCGUACCAUGGGCUCGGAAGUCUGGGUCGGCCCGUGGCGGCCGCACCGGCCCCGCGGCCCCAUCGCAGCGCUCUACAGCGGCCCGGGGCCCAAGUACAAGCUGCCAGCCAGCACCGGUUACAUCCUGCACGACCCGUCGCGGCCCCGCGCCCCCGCCUUCACCUUCGGCGCACGCCUCCCCACGCAGCAGACUUCGCGUGGCCCCGGGCCAGGUCACCUGGUGCCCGCUCGCAUGACCGUGCGCGGCCGCGACGGCGCCCCCGCCUACUCCAUCUUCGGCCGCCCGCGCCACGCAGCGCCCUUCCUCACUCCCGGACCGGGCAAGUACUUCCCGGAGCGAGCGGGGAACGCGGCGUACCCCAGCGCGCCUCGGCACACCAUCGCUCCCCGAAACUGGGGCCUCCGCGCGGAGUCGCAGACCCCAGGCCCCGGGACCUACACUGUGCCCUCGCUCCUGGGCCCGCGCGUCGUCGGUAAAGUUUCGGCCCCGAUUUACUCCAUCUACGGCCGCAGCGCGGUGGGCAGCUUCUGCGAGGACCUCAGUAAGACCCCCGGGCCCUGCGCCUACCCUGUGGUGAGCCCUGGGAUCUACAAGCCCCGGGCCCCCCAGUUCUCGAUGCUGGCGCGGACUUCGCUCCCCCAAGGCAACAGCCUGAAUCCCGGGCCUGCAGCCUACAACGUGGACCAGGUGCUCUGCAGUUCAGGGUCAAAGCACCGGAAGCCUCGCGGCUGGAGCUUCGGGAUCCGGCACUCGGACUACCUGGCCCCGAUGGUGAUCGACGUAGAUGACUGACCAGCCGGGCGGGCGCGGCCCCACGAAUGUUUCUUAAAACCUCUGGAGCCAGCAGCCUGUCGGCCUCUCUGUGCUUGCGGCGAGGCGGGCGGGCAAAACGGGAAGGUGGGCGGGCCCGCGAAGUCCCGGACUUCUCGAGCUCCCGCAGGCCCUCGUGAUUGGCCAGGACAGAAGUGAGCCGGGUCGUCCUGCCCCUCCGAGGCGGCGAUUGGCCUAAAACCCCGCCUGUCGGGAGGCCCCGCCCCUCCGCGGCUCCGGCCAGGCGCGCAGUCCCAAUGUUCCCACCCUGUGGCCUCCCGCUAGACGGGACGGAAGCCGGUUGGGAUCCGAAGAGGACCGGCGAGCGCCGCUGUGCAGGACAGGUACGGCCCCGGAUCAAGUUGUGAGACCGAGACGUGAGAGCCAGACACGGAGACAUGCACACGGGCGACACAGACACGGGACUGAGGGGCGGACACGGGAGAGAAACGAGAACGGGGUCCGGACAAGGGCACUUGGCCUCAGUGACACGGACACAGGGCGGCGACAGGUUCCAGAUGUGUGUCGCAGCCCAGAGUGGUGGCGGCCCCACCUACCUCUGUCGCACCUGCUGAUCUCUCCCGGGGAGGGAGCCAGAGCCCAAGCAGCUGCCGGGGCUGAUCCGCCUGAAACAAGGGUACAUCAGAGGCUUCGUGCGCGCUGUGCUGGACCGGACGCGCAGGGCGCACACAUCCGUGCGUGGGGACGGCUGGCUGCCCCUGACCCCGACCCAGAGGUCAGGCCCAGAGACUGCCUGCCCCCAGGGACGCCACAGCGCCCCACCACUGUCACUGACACUGAGGAUAACCCAUUGCUGUGGGAACGCCCCCUGCUGUCUACACCACCUUACCCGUGCCUAGGGGCCAUGCUCUUGGCCAUCUGGCGAAGCAUGAAUCUGGAGGAGACCGCGGCCCUGGCCAAGUCUGGGCAGCAGCUGGAGUGGCCAGAAGCCUUGUGCCAAUAGCUUGGGGACAAACAUGCCCUGAGGCAGAGUCCUGGCACCUGCCCUGGCUGCCUGUGGCUGCAAGGUUAGAAGACACUUCCUCUCCAGACCAGAACCUCUGACCUCAAAAAGGCCAGCAGCCACAGGCAGCUCCUAACCUCACGCCUGACCCAGACAGAGCCCCCAGAGGCAGGGCCCAGGCUUCUCACCCCCAGGACAGAACUUAGAUCUCCCUUCCCGUCAGCCCCCAAUAACAGGACCAAAUCAUCCAGCUGCCCCUUCCCCUUCGGUUCCCAAGGGAAGAGCUGUGUACUGCUCUCCCUCCAUCCCCCAGACUUGUACCCCCAGCAAUAGGUACCAGCCUCCUCCCCCCACUGACACCCCCCAUCCCAAACCAGGACAAUU